AUGGAAUUCCCCCACACCAGCCCCGUGCCCGUCGACCUCUACGGCUACCUGGCGGUCUUCCUCAACUUGAUCGGGCUCGUCUUCAUGGCCGCGUUCUUCACCAAGGGCGUGAGCGCCAACAAGAACAUGAUCGUCGAGCUCGCGUUCGCGGCUCUGGCCUCGCUCUUCCUCGGGUCGGGCUCGCUCUUUGUCUUCCUCUGGGCCGAAAUCUAUGUCUAA
Saprolegnia diclina VS20 is the source of this 219-nucleotide messenger RNA. RefSeq lists its product as hypothetical. Gene Ontology annotation, cellular component: membrane-bounded organelle. Bases 1 to 219 code for a protein of 72 amino acids. The transcript has 2 exons. The record is from RefSeq and is a predicted model, not a curated record. Gene Ontology annotation, biological process: protein N-linked glycosylation. NCBI's taxonomy places the organism in Eukaryota, Oomycota, Saprolegniomycetes, Saprolegniales, Saprolegniaceae.